AUGGCCUCUAUUCGCGGCUGGAUCUGUGGCUUUCUGGUUCCUACCACGCUUGCUCAAUGGGCAGACCCUGGCCUCACGCAGGUUGCUUUCGGCGCAAACAACGGAUGCGAAGAGGGUAGCAUACAAUAUCCUGCGCUCGAGGGCAUUAAUAUUAUUUCACUCACUACGACCGAGCAACGGAACUUCACAUACAAGCCUCACCCCAGAUUUCGGUUUGGCCGGGAGAUUCAUGGCCUGAACUUUUGCAACAUCACACUGGUCUAUACCCAUCCCGGCUGGAACGAUGAGAUCGAAGUUACAACCUUUCUUCCGAUGGAAAAGUGGAACGGAAGAUUUCAGGGAAACGGAGGUGGCGGAUGGGUUACGGGGGGGAUUGAAGUAGGCGGGAUUACGAUGAUGCCCUCUUUAGAGGCAGGAUUCGUCGUCAGCACAACUGAUGGUGGCCACUCGAGUAAACUUGACGAAGCAUCAGGAAAUGAUAUGUCUUGGGCAUUCACCAGUCCCGGAAGCAUCAAUUGGCCACUCUUUCUCGACUUUUCUCACGUCGCCUUACACGAUAUGGCCACAAUUGGAAAAGCGUUGACGGAGGCUUUCUACGGCGCCCCUCCAAAGUACACAUACUUUUACGGCGGCUCAACUGGCGGAAGACAGGCGUACAUGCUAGCCCAGCGCUAUCCAAACGACUUCGACGGAAUUCUAGGCUUCUGUCCUGCCAUCAACUGGGAUAAGUUUCAAUGGUCUCCUCUGUGGGCUCAUCGAGUCAUGGAUAAGAAGGGCGUCUACCCGCGGCCUUGCGAGUUCCAAGCCAUCACGGCUGCGGCCAUGAAAGCAUGCGACGGGCUUGAUGGGGCCGAGGAUGGAAUCAUCUCUAUGCCUUCUCGGUGCUUUUUCAAUGCCAGUACUCUCGUCGGCCGGCCCUUCGACUGCGGAGGGAAUGACGCGUUGUUUACUCUCGAAGCAGCAGAGGCGGCGAAUGCUGCAUGGAAUGGACCACAGAGCGUGACCGGCGAGUUUCAAUGGUAUGGGUACGGGAGAGAUGCAAUAAUGUGGCAGUUCGGUGCCCUCCAUACGUCGUGUGAUGGCAAAGGGGAGAAAUGUGCGCCGGUCCGGUUGUCCAUCGCCGAGUCGUACGCACGAUACUUUGUUGCCAAAAACGCCAACCUCGAUCUUCAAGCGCUUAGCCACAGUCAGUGGGAUGAUCUUUUCGUCGCGUCACGGAACGAGUACGAAUCGAUCACCGGCACUUCCGAUCCCGACUUGAGCAGGUUCCGUAAGGCUGGAGGCAAAUUGCUUAGCUGGCAUGGGAUGGCGGACCAGAUCAUUCCAGUCAACGGUACCGUCGAUUACACAGACAGAGUCCUCAAGAAGGACCCCAAAGCUCACGACUACUUUCGCAUGUUCCUCGCUCCGGGCGCUGAUCACAGUAUCUCAAAUGGCCUUGCUCCGCGGAACACGCUGUCCGCGCUGAUCGAUUGGGUAGAGAAGGGGAUUGCACCGGUCACAUUGCGGGUUGAGGGGCUCAACGCCUAUGGCAAGCACAUGACGAGAGACAUCUGCAUGUACCCGCAAGUUCAACACUACGUUGGAGGCGACCCAGCAUUGCCGUCAUCAUUUGCUUGCGUUUGA
Molecule: messenger RNA, 1626 nt
Organism: Colletotrichum acutatum
Lineage: Eukaryota; Fungi; Ascomycota; Sordariomycetes; Glomerellales; Glomerellaceae
Product: Tannase/feruloyl esterase
Exons: 1
Coding region: 1-1626 (541 amino acids)
Source: RefSeq, a predicted model, not a curated record